AUGGCUCAUGAUUUGAAUAAAAGAAGUCAGCAAAAUAUACCACCACCACCACCACCACAACUAGCUAUGCAAGGCUUACAACCAGAUCAUCAUCAGUAUCAAUUUAUCCUGUCAAAUGGUAACAACAGCAACAACAACAAUAACAACAACAACAACCUACAUGGACACAUUAAUAAUCAACUUCCACCACAGUCAUCGGCAAUAUUAACACCAGGAGCAACAGCAGCACCAGUAGCACCAGGCACACCACAACAACACUUGCGUUACAAUUCAAAUAGUGGCAACAUUCGAACUACUAAUAUGCGCAAAGCUGCUUUCAAUCACAUGAGAACACCAACACCAUCAUCUUAUGAAAUACCAUCCAGCCCAAAAGUAAGUCAUCAAAACACUGUUUUACUCCAGCACAAUCAAAAUCAUUCCGACCUGUCUGAUAGUAAUAACCCUAUUUUGGAUCUGGUUGCUCAUGAUGUUGAUUCAAACAACACACGACCACACUCCCUAAGGCUGAAGUUGGCACAACCUAAUCAACAACAACAACAACCUAUUGAUCAGACUAUCUACUCUGAGCAAAAGCAGCAACAGCAAUCGCCAAGACGUCAACAGCAACUGCAACUUCAGCAGCUGCAGCAACUGUCACAGCAGCAAAGAGCCAUGUCGGAUGAGGAACAACAAUUGGCAACAAAGUUGAAAGAAACUUAUAAAAACAUUGUCAAUUACGAGGAAGUUGUACAAAAGAAUUGCAUAGAAAUCACCAUCAAAAUUAACCAACUUACAGCUACGUCAAACCCAAGCAUGCUUUACGGUAACCAACUAGUGAAUCAAAACCUAUCGAGCUCAUUAAACUCUAACUCGUCGCUAAAUUUCAAUCCAACAAGAACAUCAGAACUACUGAAUGAUCUUUGGACAGUUUACCAUCAUAAUAUGACAUUAUUAGAUAAUUACUAUGAUUUCUUGGUAACAUCAUUAAAACCUUCAUCAAAUCAAACCCAAUUCAAAACAGGUAAAAACAUUGUCGAACUAUACAAGAUUCCUAGAAGGAUGUGGGUUUAUGGCAUUGUUGGAUUCUUGGAAGUUUUGAAAAACAUAAUGGGUAUUUUUCAAGACCAUGAAAUAUGCGCUUGCUUUAUCUCCCAUUGUUUUAAUAUCAUUUCAAACUUGACUGACCCCAUUUUGGAGAUGGAAGGUUGGUGGGCAGAGAAAUUGGGAGAUUUAUCUCGAAUGGCAAUAGCAUUGUAUUCAUCUAAAUUCAUUGAUUGGAAAAUCAGUGCCGAGUAUUGGUAUUCUGUUUCAAUGAAGACCCUUUAUGGACAUGGUAAAAUUCAUUAUCACAUGUGUACUGUGCAACAAGACAAUUUGGAUGCAUUGGUUAACAUCAGCAAGUCAGUCACUUGUCGUGAUCCAUUUGUACCCACACAACACUAUUUAAGAUUAGUUGUUGAGAACAUUUGUACUCAACGAAAUAUUCUUUCAUUAUUAGAACUCCCCAUAAUUGACUUUAUCAAAAUUCACAAGGUCUUACUCAGCAUAUACAAUGGUAGAAACAGUGAAGGUGGUGGUACCUCAGUGGAAAAUAUUCAUGACUCGCAAUUACAAUACGGAAUAGAUUUAGUCACUCGGUAUGGAUUAACAUUUGGUUCUGAUUCCAAUGGAUACAAUUUCUUUACUCGAGAGAUUUACAGUUCAGGAGGAAUGACAAUGAAUGAUUCACUGGGACAACUGUAUUAUCAAAAGUUGCCGCCGCAACAUCCACUGCAAAUACCUACUCAAUUACCACCACAUUCAGUCCAAGCGCCAUCAGCAACAAAUACAUUGGAAAAGAUGAAUUUCUGGUUCAAUAAAGGUUCAUUAUUUGCCAUUUCUAAUAUCAAUCAUUUAAUUGGAUUUGGUGAUGCCAAGAACCCAUUUGCCAAACUCUUUGAAUUGCCAGAAGCAUUAAAGGAGAGAAAGGACAAGAAGGAUAGGAAAAGGAAAUCAAGAAGUGCAUCACAAACGGAAGAUGUCAUUUCAUCUAAUGCUGGUAACAGUAGUAAUCCCAGUGCCGGUAAUGGCGUUGGUGGCGUUGGUUCAAUGGCUGGCGGCACGGGUAGCGGUGCUGCUGCUGCUGCUGGUGGUAAUGCUGGCGGAGUUGACGGUCAAUCUGUAGUUGCGGCCCAUUUGCACAACUAUGAUUGGUUUUACAGUUUGGAGUUUAUCAAUAAAUCUGUAUUGGAGUUGUCAAUGAGAAUAUUGAAUCAUUACUUGGUGGGUCCAAAGCAGGCAUCUACUGGUCAUGUUAUUGUUUGGUUAUAUUUCCUCAUUUGUGUCGGGGAGGGAGUCAAGAAAUACCCUGUAUCCAAACCCAUGUUUGAUUGGUUAUUUAAAAACUUGUUUCCGUGGGAAUCUUUUAUCAAUUACUUGAACUCGUUAUUGACAUUUGUUAAAAACAACCCCAAGUUGUGUUCAUUAUAUACGCAAUACUUACAAGUUCCAUAUAUUGCUUGGUUUUGUGAAAAUGAGUUUCUUCCUGAAGUUUGGAAAUGUUGGGGUACUUUAUGGUUUGAUUUCAUUUGUGAAAAGGGUGAUUAUGUCGAUGUUGAGGAAGCAGGAGUCAAGAAUAAUAACUUGUUUGAUUUACCCAUUAGUGGUACGUUCCCAGUGUUGAACAUGCCCAAUGAUUCAUUUGAUCAAAAAUCGAGAAAUCAAAUGGAGAAUGACAAUGAUGAACGAAUUGUUCGUAUCAUUUUGUUGGCUAGAACAUUGGCUGAUGAAUAUGAUUUUGGAUUGGUGAGGACAAGUGCUGAUUUCAAGUUUGAUGAAGGUGCGUACAACAAGCCAACAACUGAUCCAUUUGCUGAACAGUUCAUAAAUGAUGAUCGGUUCACAACGAAUAAUUUCGUUCAACCAAUAUCACUGGAGAAUUUGACUAAUGAAAUCAAUACUAAUCUCACGCCUUUACAAAAGGAUGAAUUGUGGUUUGGUGGAUUGGACAGUCAUUUGUAUGAGGAUGAAAAUUUGGAACUUGAAGAUGACAUCAUUGAUGAUGAUGAGGAAGAGGAAGAGGAAGAGGAGGAGGAAGAUGAUGAUGAUGACGAUGAUGGUGCAGAGCGUGACCAUGAAGAUGACAUAAUUGGGGAUGAAGACGACGAUAUUCGUUAUGAUGAUGGAAACGAUUUGGAAAAACAUUAUCCGGGGCUCUCUGCAAAUUAUAGUUUUAAUCAUUCGGGCGGAGGAGGUGGGGGAGGUGUUGGCGCUCAAGGUGGCAAUGAUAUGCUUUACAAUGAUGCAUUUAUUGGUACACCAGCUGAUCCAUUGACAUUGGGCACUUUAAACAAUGAUGACAUUGAAGGAAAUUUCGGCGACAAGAUUGAUAGUAAUAUCACUUAUAUCACAUUGGACACCAAUAUUUGGCUUAAGCAUUGUGGACGAAUUUUCAAAUGUGUACGUAAUGGGGUUUUGAAAAUUACAAUUCCAUUAAUUGUGUUUCAAGAGUUGCGAGCAUUGAGAAAAUCAGCCGAGGCUACUAUUGCUGAUGCAGCCACUAGAUCAGUCAUUAUCAUUCGUGAACUUUAUCUUACUAGAGAAGUUGUCCCCUUGAGAUUUGAUGGUACUGUUGCUUCUGAUAUUAAUGAAACCAUUGAAUUUGAGAAUAAUUCCAAUUGGAGAUCUAAUGUUGAUGAAACGAUCUUACAUGCAGUCAAUGAACACGAUGAAAUGGGCAAACGGUUAAUGAAGGGACUCAAUAUGAGGUUGUCACCGUAUACACGUUCCUCGCCGGUGCACCACAAUGAUGAAUCGUAUCAGUACUAUACAGGCUCAAAUCAGCAUCAAUCACAACAACAGCAGCAACAGCAACAACAACAGUUACCCCACGGACACUACGAUCAUUACUCACGUCUAGAGGAAGGUCAUCAUCACGCACCAUAUGGGCACAAUAAUCCUAAUAGCCACCACCACCCGCACCACUACAACCCAACAUCAUCUUCAUCAUUGGCCUAUCUCAAAAAGGAUUCACCAAUUUUGAAUUCACGCAUGGCCAAGUCAUUCAAGUAUUGUAUCUUGAUUACUGAUGAUCGUAACAUGCGAUUACGGGCAAAGACAAUUGGAUUGACUUCGUUUCAGAGUAAAUGGUUGUUUAGUCAAUUGGAAACGGUAUUUGCAGAUAGAUGUAUAGAUUAA
Messenger RNA from Lodderomyces parapsilosis, 4155 nucleotides. RefSeq lists its product as uncharacterized. NCBI's taxonomy places the organism in Eukaryota, Fungi, Ascomycota, Pichiomycetes, Serinales, Debaryomycetaceae. Gene Ontology annotation, cellular component: nucleus. The record is from RefSeq and is a predicted model, not a curated record. Gene Ontology annotation, molecular function: transcription cis-regulatory region binding; protein binding. The transcript has a single exon. Bases 1 to 4155 code for a protein of 1384 amino acids. Gene Ontology annotation, biological process: regulation of transcription by RNA polymerase II.